Scophthalmus maximus (turbot) is the source of this 1974-nucleotide messenger RNA. RefSeq lists its product as uncharacterized. The record is from RefSeq and is a predicted model, not a curated record. Bases 419 to 1120 code for a protein of 233 amino acids. The transcript has 2 exons. NCBI's taxonomy places the organism in Eukaryota, Metazoa, Chordata, Actinopteri, Pleuronectiformes, Scophthalmidae. Gene Ontology annotation, molecular function: protein dimerization activity.
UGACUUAACCCUGGAAGAUCAGCAAACAGUAGAUGUUGCUGUGGCAAAGAAACAGCGCUUGCAGUGGUUUGCGCAAACUCUUCAGCUGGUGGUGGGAGACGGUUUGAAAGAAACAAAAGUGGUAUCUCCUUCUCUUUCAAAGUUAUCAAAACUCAGCUCACUGCUGCACACAAGCACAACAUUCAAAGAUGUGUUUGAUGCUGAAUUUGGGGAACAGAAAUGCAUCCCUGCUGCAGUCAACACAAGAUGGAACUCAACACUGAGGCAAGUGAAGGCAGUUCUACAGUGCAAUUAUCUAAAGCUCUGUGCUCUUCUAGAAAAGGCUGGGCACAGGGAGUUGUCAUUCACAGCACGGGAGUGGAAUCUGUUGAAGGAGUUGGUGGACAUCUUGAAGCCAUUUGGAGAAGCAACUGAUUUGAUGCAGGGGGAGAAGGUCAUCACAAUCAGUGCUGUUGUUCCAUCCAUUUUUUCCCUCAACUACCACCUUGAGAAGCUGAAGCCUCAAGUCUUUUUCCUGAGCGGCCUGGUCAGAAGUCUCCAGGCAUCCCUGAACAAAAGAUUUCUUGGAAUCUUCAUCAACGUGAAAAUGGCCAGGACACAAGAUGGGAUCACUGCCCCCUUUUCAGAUCCAGUCUACCUCAAAGCAGUUGCCUUGGAUCCAGCAUUUUCUCUGUUGUGGUUGGAGCCCCAUGUGCUGGUCAAUCGUGACGUCAAGGUAGAGGUGGCACAAAGAGUUAAAGAAUUGAUCCUGGAAGAUGCUGCAGAGACUAAGCAACCUGUGCCUCUUGUUGAUGAAGAAGAGCAAGAGGACCUUAGAGAAGGAGAAGGGCUGUUUGCUGCAUAUCAUAAGAGGCAGAAGAAGGAUGUUGGGACAACUCCAGCACUACAGCUAAAUCACUACCUUGACAUAGCUGAAGGACAGAACGCCCUUUUGUUCUGGGCAUUAAACAUGAAGACUCUUCCUUCACUGUUCCGAGUGGCCAUUAGAGUCUUGGCAGUGCCUGCCUCGAGUGCUCCAGUGGAGCGAGUUUUCAGCCAUGGUGGCAUCAUACUACGUCCCCAUCGUGCACAAAUGACUGACAGACCUUUUGGCCAAUUUGGUCUUUUGCAAAUGCAAUGAGGCAUAGGGCCCUGACAUAUAAAAGCACAACCCUGUUCAUUGUUAUGUUCAUGUAUUUGUUAUGUUUCUCACAUGUACACACACACGCACACAUACACACACAGACAAUAUGCGAUGAGAUAAGUACAGGACAGGACAGAAACAGCUGUGGAACUAGUUAAAAUGCAAUAUGCCAUGGAAAUACAAUGUUAGCACUUUUGUACAAAUAAUUACAGUUGCACUUUUUCAAAUGUGUUUAUUCUGUAAAGAAGUGGUUUAAAAUGAAGAAUAUUCUUGCAAAAUAUGAGUUAAAUGUUAAAAAUGACUGGUUAAUAGUGCAAUGAAGAAGUGCAAUUUCAGCACAAUUUUUUUCUGCAAUUUCAAUUGCACUUGUUUUAAUAAAUAAAUACAGAUUUUAAAAGCAUACAUGAUCUGGGUAAAUAUAUUAUUACUCUCUGGUUAAAAGGACUCGAAAGGACUUGAAACUCAAACUGCAGGACUUGGGACUUAACUUGAGACUUGUCAGUCUUGACUUUGGACUUGACUCGGGACUUGCCUGUCUUGACUCGGGACUUGACUCGGGACUUGAGGGCAAAGACUUGAGACUUACUUAUGACUUGCAAAACAAUGACUUGGUCCCACCUCUGCACACGCUCAGGCCGCAUCUGCAGACCAAACCCAAAGGACGUAUAAACAACAAAUGUUCUUUGACAUGUGAUGUAAUUUUCUUACCCACCUGACGUUACAAAAUGUAAAUGUAACUCUGGAACUUUGCAUUUUUUCAUAUAUGUAUUUUUUAUGUUUAAGUGAUAUGCUCUACCUCCUUUAUUUUCUGUUAUACAGUCUUAGGUUUAACAAGAUAUAUUAUUACUGUA